CUACUAGAAAGAACGUAUCAGCGUGUGCAGUAUACUUCUUGAACUAGUGCAAGAAGUUCAACUGGAAAAAACAAACGUAAAUAUUUAUCAAUGGUCUGAUUCAGACCGUCAGAAUGGUCUGAAUAUUGUGAAUUGUAAUUAACGACAGAGAAUGGGUUUGUUAACCGUAUUGAAAAAAUUGAAACAAAAAGAAAAGGAAAUGCGCAUUUUAAUGUUAGGCUUGGAUAAUGCAGGCAAGACGACAGUGCUAAAGAGACUCAAUGGUGAACCGAUAGACACUAUAUCGCCAACUCUUGGUUUUAAUAUUAAAACAUUGGAGCAUCGUGGAUACAAGCUCAAUAUAUGGGAUGUUGGUGGACAGAAAUCAUUGCGUUCAUACUGGAGGAACUACUUUGAAUCUACAGAUGGACUUGUUUGGGUAAUAGACAGUGCAGACAGAAGAAGACUGGAUGAUUGCAAGACAGAGUUGUACAAGUUAUUGCAAGAGGAGAGGUUGGAGGGUGCGAGUCUCCUUGUGUUUGCCAAUAAACAAGAUAUGCCUGGUGCAUUAUCUGCAUCUGACAUAGCAGAGAUUUUGGAGUUACCUAAUAUAAAGACACAUCACUGGCAAAUUUACAAGUGCUCUGCUGUAACGGGUGAGAACCUAGAAGAUGGCAUCAACUGGAUUGUGGAUGAUAUUGCAGCGAGAAUAUUCUAUAUAGAUUGAAUUAAAUUCACGAGUCUGUUAAAACUAGUAUUUGUCGUCUCAUUAAACAUAGCAUUUCUUUAAAGAAUGAUAUUUUAUAUUGAAAUUUGCACUGUAAAACACACGUAACACAAUAUGUAGAGAGAUACUAAGAUCUCGCAAUUAUUUGCAUAUAUAUAUAUAUACACACGUACAUUCGGAAUCCUUCCAUCUGAGAAGUUAUAAUGAAGGUUCCUUCAUCACUAGAUAAUGAAUUAUGCAAUUAACUGUUUUGUAAUUUUGAUAUAUUUUAGACACGUACACUUUUUCUGAAGUUUGACAAUUUACGCUUAUUUUCUGAAGUUUGACAAUUUACACAUUAAAAGAAUUGUUAAAGAAA
Odontomachus brunneus is the source of this 1064-nucleotide messenger RNA. It is a transcript of the gene Arl2, whose product is annotated as ADP-ribosylation factor-like protein 2. The coding region runs from base 152 to 706 and encodes 184 amino acids. Gene Ontology annotation, molecular function: GTP binding; GTPase activity. The record is from RefSeq and is a predicted model, not a curated record. NCBI's taxonomy places the organism in Eukaryota, Metazoa, Arthropoda, Insecta, Hymenoptera, Formicidae. The transcript is spliced from 2 exons. Gene Ontology annotation, biological process: protein folding. Gene Ontology annotation, cellular component: cytoplasm; microtubule cytoskeleton.